Messenger RNA from Protopolystoma xenopodis, 309 nucleotides. The record is from the annotation of a GenBank genome assembly. Lineage: Eukaryota; Metazoa; Platyhelminthes; Monogenea; Polystomatidea; Polystomatidae.
AUGGGUCACGACGCCCAGAGCAGUAUCACGAUGUUAGAGUGGCUAAUCGAAUCAUUGGGUCAUGUGCUCACAUCGAUUUCGCCCAACCCAGUGCUCGCCAUUCCCUCCUCCGCCAACGCUUCGUCCACGGCCUUGGCCUGUCUAUCGGCUAUUGUCGCCGGUCUCCUGGUCGUCAACGAGCCCAUCGAGCACAGGCCAGACCCAAGCCAUGCCCUCCGUAACACAAGACCCGACGAAGGAACGUCCGCAGAUAGUGUGUGCCAAUGCGAAUCAUUUCUCCGAAUCCCUGGUACCGUGUGGCUUUAUUAA